Molecule: messenger RNA, 886 nt
Organism: Marasmius oreades (fairy-ring Marasmius)
Lineage: Eukaryota; Fungi; Basidiomycota; Agaricomycetes; Agaricales; Marasmiaceae
Exons: 2
Coding region: 187-729 (180 amino acids)
Source: RefSeq, a predicted model, not a curated record
UUAUCCUUGACUUAACCUGUGGCUCUGAUCAAGGCACCUACGUCAAUGUCACGUCAAUGUCACAUCAACUGAGGAAUAAUCGUCUGUACCCUCACCACAUACGUUACUCUGACGUCGUUUGACAUUGCACCAUACAUUAUGCCUCCAGCUUAAAAUCCCUCUCCUUUCUCACUAAGACAUACCACAAUGACAGAUUCUCCCUCCCGUUCCCCUUCACGAGACGCAGCAGGCUCUCGCUCUCGAACACGUCGCCAUCGCGGUGGUCGUCGUCGUUCCAACAACAACGUCCCUUCUUCUGGCCUACCGGGAGUAGAUGAUUUCGACGACGUCAUCCGUGAACGAGUCAUUGCUGAAGGAGAAGAAGAUUCUGCCCCCCCGAAACCUGAUAAAUCCAAGAAAGGUGGUUCUGGUUUACCUGGCAUCGACGAUUUCGAUGCUGUAAUAGCCGCAAGAGCAGAAGCUGAGGAUGGGGGUGACGGUGGGCGUGGUGGUGUUCCUGCCAUUCCUCCCAAUGAUCCCAAACUUCGAACUGGCGAAUGGGGUCUGGUGAAGAACCAAGGCACUGGUUUACCAGGAUAUGACGAGUUUGACGAUGUGAUUGAAGAAAGAAUGGAAAGAGAGGGUGCGAAUGAUGCCAUUAUCAAGUUGAUGUUGGAGUUGAACAUUGACCUUGUUAUUGAACUCAAGGCGAAGGUUCACGGUGAUUUAACAAUCAGUUUGCUGCGCUAGAAGGAAUCUGUUGAUCCUUCUCUUGACUCGUUUGAACCAAAAGGACCCUGACGGACUGUACUCUAUUUACAUACUUUUCACGUUCUGUACUUGUUCACUAAUGACGAUGAGACGAUGGUGUUGCCAUAACAUAAUAUCACUCGAGUUUUCACCUGAA